UUUCUUUUAUUUAUUUAGCAUAAAUCUAAUUUUUAAAAUAUAAAUCUUUAUUGUUGACAAAAAAAGUAGUAGUAAUGUUUUAAAAUUUGAUGAUUCGUGUAUGAGUAGGAACAGUUGGUUGAAACGGCUACCAACCAAAACAGCGCACAUGCUUACGCUUUUUACCAGCUGGCCACCCCAAGGAGAUUAGAACUUCGUGUCGUCAUUGUUUUCUACAUAUGAACUUCAUGCUGUCUACUUAUCUAAGCAUGAAAUUCACAAUUUUUUUUAUAAAAAGGGAAAAAGAAAGUUUCAUAUGUAUUGUCAGAUAUUUUAUAUUUUAUUAUUCAAUGUUAGUUAAGAAAAAUACAAAAUAUGUGCUAAACUAUAGCUUAUAACUUUAAACAUACAUUUAUUUAUUUAUCUAUAAGAAAAAUAAUCAAUAAUACUCAAAAUGUCGAAUAAUCAUAAAUUACAAAAUAUUAAUAUGUAUCUGAGCUAUCAUUAAUAUUAGGCCGGCUUUUGGUUAGUGGGCUCAAAUAACAUUCGGAAUCAGGAAGAAUCUAAACCAAAAGACAUAACCAAAAGCGGUAUUCAAUGUGGCAUAUACAAUAGAUUGAUUGAUCGGUUUUACAAAACCAAACCAAAUUGACCAAUCGUUUUCGAAGCGAGGGUAAAAUAGUCAUAAACACAAACAGUCAAAACCCUAGAGUACAGAAGUGGAUAAAAAGGGUUGAGCCACCACUUUUCAUAACAUCAAUCUCUUUACCGUUUCAUCUUUGUGUCUGUGUUCUUAACCCUUGUUUGUUCCUUGUGUUUGAAACUGCCUCCUUAGAGUAGCCUUGUGAACCCUAAGUUCUUUAGGCAAAUUUCAUAUCUGGCUUAGUUAGGAGGCAAACAUAAAUUCUGAUCAUUCAAUACUUUUCUGUAUUGUUUUUGGUCGUUUGAGGCUUUUUUUUUUGUUUCUUUUGAGGAGGAGCAAUUGAAUUAUCUUCAAUUGCAAGCUUCUUCUUACCAAAAAGCUUCCGACAUUAAUUCUCACUGUUUUGUGUUUUUAUUGACAUGAUGAAUAUGUAUUAUAGCCUCCGAAUAACGAGAAAGUGAAAUAUAGGAACACUUUCUGGUUCAGACAGAGGCUUAUAUCAAAACUCGAAUCAGUUUUUGAGGGUGAAAGAGCUUUACUCUUUUUUUGCUCAUCAAAUCCAUCAUCCGUUUCUUGGAUAGAUUCGAAUAUCUAAUUGACUUAUUAUAUCUGUUAUUUUUGUAGCGUUUGGUUACACUGUUAAGAUCACUUGAGACUUUCUGUUUUGACCCAAUGGGACUAGUAAAUAAAUAUUGGAAAAAUGAUCCUAAUGUAUGAAAUCAUGUUAACUAGCGACCAAAACAUAAAUCUUAUAUUACAAUCGGACACAAUCCAGAAAGACAGCUGCCAAAGAAUCGGUUCUGUUUUUCUUUCAGUUCAACCUUCUUCUCAAAAAUCUUGGUAUUGUCGUACGAAUGUGUAUAUAGCCUCCGAAUAGCGAGAAGGUGCAAUAUCUGAAUACUUUCUGGUUCAGACAGAGGCUUAUUUUAAAACUCGAAUCAGUUUUUGAGGGUGAAAAAAAGCUUUACUCAUUUUUACCCAUCGAAUCUUUCAUUCCUUUUAUUGGAUAGAUUCGAAUAUCUAAUCGACUUAUGCGGAAGAGUUUGGGAUUCUAGAUCACUUUCAGAUUGAAAAGAAAAGAGAAUAUGACAGGCCUCUGAAACUUUAGACCCUCUAGUUCGAUCCAUCUGUAAACAAUAAAAAAAAGACAUGAGAUAACAAUGCUUUACAUUACAAAUUGCCAAAAACAGUUUUGUUUGUACCUUUCUUUUAAACACCAUCACCUAAGUAAUGAGUUAUUUGUAUCUAUCUCAGUUCUUUAUUGCUUUGAACUUUUUAUUUUAGUAAACUAACAACUCUAUUAUCAAAUUUAUAACCGUGUAACCUUUUAUCACAAAUCUAGAGUGUACAACCAUAUCAACGGUUCUAAGUUCUAACGUUGGAGGUCAUGCUGUUAAACUUAUUGGUUGGGGAACUACUGAUGAAAGCCAAGACUACUGAUGCCCACAGGUUGAGUGAGCAGGCAUGAAAUCCAUAAGCAAUGGAUGAUCGAGAGUAUUAAAGUUUAAUUGAUUAUUUAUUCAAAUCUAGGACCCCUUCUUCCAUUAGUCAGUUUUAGUGGUCGACCCUAAAAUUUGUAGGCUAUAAAUAGUUUAGUAAAUUUUAAUUAUUAUUUUUUUCUUUUACAAAUUUAGGAAUAUUUGUUUAUGUAAAUUAUUUUUAAAAUUUUAGAGAGUCUAUAUGCCAAUGUUUCACUUGCCCACCCUAGACACUUAUCUACAUAUUUAACCGGAUUUGAUCAAAUCUCCUUUGUAAGGCUCUGACUCCCCACUGCUAAUGGCUUUCCACCUCCACUAGGCCCAUGGAUCCUAUUCAGUAAAUUUUUUUUCAAGACUCAAAAGUUUUGUUUACUAACUUGCAACCACCACAUGACAUUUCCACGUGUUUUGGCAUCACUCACACGAUACCGCGAAUGACUUCCCGAUAAAUUAUUCAUCCUUUUACUACUUCCGCUCAAGCACGAUUAACUCUGGAGUUCUAAAUGAAUGUGUGAUAGAAAAGGUAAGUGCAUUUUGGUGAUGUUAUAAUUCACUACCACUCACAGAGUGCAACACCACCGUCACACACCAGGAAAGGUCUCAAAACGCCCCUCAUGUCAUGACCGAGAUAGCUAACCAGCUCUGAUACGACCUUCUACGGCUAAUAUAUAUGUUUCCUCCGUCUGCUCACUCGGCCUGUGGGCCCAUUCCGUACAACGGGUGGUGCAUUAAUUUUUUUCCAAAGCUCGAAAGUCUUGUUUACGAUUCCCGCAAUCACCACAUGACCUUUCUACGUGUUUUAACAUCACUCACACAAUACUGCAAAUGACUUUCCGACAAAUGACUUUCCGGUAAGUCAUCCAUCAUUCUACUAUUCCAGCUCUUCAGCUCAAGCACGGUUAACCCUAGAGUUCUAAACAGCUGUAUAAACAAAAAAAAUAAAUGCACUUUAGUGACAUAGAUAUCCAAAUCAAUCAUGUUAAACCUUCCUUCGUAUACCAAAAACGGGAGUUACAUCCUUGUUUUCCAGGUUUCCAUAGUCUCUGUUACUUUCAAUUAUGUGCGCUUUCUUCUUCACUCAGUUUCAUUUACCUUUUGUUUCAUCUGCAAAUUUGGGUUUUCCUUGUCGUUAAAUAGUUAGGUUGAAGAUAUUGAUCAAAUGAUAGGCUUGAUCAUUUAAGACAAAAUUUCAGGACAACACAAGCGAUAAAGUUUGUGUUGGUUGGGUCUAUAAUGUGAAUGAUGAAAAAAAGAGCAUAUGACUCUGCUUACAGUUUAAGGGUGAUACUGAUAAUCUAUGUGCCAAUAGUUCCUGCGGUAAAGUUUUUUUAUACGUACUGUACGUACUAUGGUACUUCCAUUUUCCUUCUCCAUAUAAUUAUUUCGCGUUAUCUUGAUUGUCAAUAAUUCUCAGCUAUAUAAUAAUAUAUGAAACUGUAAUUAAAAUAGAGGGUGGUGGCGGUGGGUCCAUGUGUGAGUUUAUCAAAUGGAAUCAGCGCAUCACCCAUGUUAUAAGUACGUGGACUUACCAUUAUAUAUGCCAUAAUAUUAGGGUAUAAAAUAUAUAUUACGUACUUAUAUAUUUUAAAGUCUUGACUUCGACCACCUUAGACAUUUCAAGAUUAGGUUGAAGAUCCACAUUAAAUGUGUUUAUAAUAUUGAGUAAGAAUCUGUGGGUGGAAUGUUGAUGAAGAAAUUCAAAACUGUAUUUAGCAAUGUACUAUAUACGUAUCAUUAUAUAUAUAUACAUCGUUUACAUCUCUCUAGAUGACCAUAACAUGUUAUAGUUUUGUUUAUCUUCGGAUCGGUUUUACAUCUUGAAUUACAAGAAAAGUAUCCCUUUGUUGUUUUUGUUCGGUUUACAUAUACUUGAAAAGACAGUCUCAUACUUUAUAGUUAUAAACUGUAUAGCAAUUUGCGUCAAAGUACCGAAACCUUUGAUAAAUAUCUAUUUAUCAGCGUAAGUUGGCAACUUGCAACGUACCACGGAAUUUGCGUAUAAUGGAGGAGCACUUAUCAGUUAAUGUCGUACGUUGAAGUUUCAACAAAACCUCAUUGAUUUUCGAAUUCGACGUUCGUUGCGCCGAUCGUCAAGAGACAACUUGUUUAUAAAUAUGUACUUGCUUGUAAUACUAUAUAACUAUUUAAUGGUUAUUGUAAGAAUUCUAAUCAUUCACGAGACGCGCUAUAGCUUAUACGUUGUACUACAAGUUUAAGCAAAUAUCAAAAGGAAAUAAAAGAUGAUUGAGUUACAUCAUGUUUACAUAAUUAUAUCACACACACAUGACACAUACGUGUUGAAUGUGUAAAUGUAUUAUGCAUCAUAUGCAUUUGGAUUACCCAUCGGCCAUCGCCGGCCCACAUAGUAUUACAGAACUUCACUUUCCACAUCGAACUAUCUUUAUUUUGAGGGACGGAUUACUGAAAGAAUAACACAAUAAGAUUUAUCAAGUUUCUUUUAAUGUAUAGUUUAAAAUUUGAUAGCUAUUCUAUAGAUUGCUGCAUUAGUCUAUUAUAUUUGUUUCGUACUAACCACCGGUUUACCAUCCUACUUAAAAUUUUAGUAAGAACUUGGUUGACAAGUUAACUCAAUUUAAAACUAAGAAAAAAGAGCAAAGUCUAUAACUAAAUGAAUGGAACAAAAAGCAGCUACCUAAAGUCACAUGCCUUAUUGGAUUAACUAUAAUUAUCGUAUGCAUGAAAACUCCGUAUUAUACGCACUCUUUUAAUCAUUGGGUCAAUCAUCAGCAAAUCAUAUCAUUAUUUUCAGCGUUUUUUCGCUAAUUCCAAGUCAUAUAUAAUUAUUUAUACAUUUAUUUUAAUUGAAACUAACUGUGUGAUUUUACUAUAAAUAGGUGAUGAAGCCGCCUAAGUCUUAUGCAUCCAACUCUACAAUCAUCAACGACUUCAUAAAAACCUAAGAAUUUUCUAAGAAAAUGGCGAAGAUCGCCUCUCUUUUGGUCGCAGUUAUCUUCUACACAAUGUUUUUCAUGAAGAUCAGUUCAGUUUCUGCAGGGUGGUUGCGAGCUCAUGCGACCUUCUAUGGUGGAAGUGAUGCUUCUGGUACAAUGGGUGGAGCUUGUGGUUAUGGAAACCUAUACACGGAUGGUUACAAGACAAACACUGCGGCAUUGAGCACAGCACUCUUCAAUGACGGCAAGUCAUGUGGUGGAUGUUACCAGAUUGUCUGCGACGCAUCCAAAGUGCCACAAUGGUGUCUUAGAGGCAGAUCAAUCACAAUUACUGCCACAAACUUUUGUCCACCAAACUUUGCUCAGGCUAGUGACAAUGGAGGAUGGUGCAACCCACCAAGACCUCAUUUCGACAUGGCUCAGCCUGCCUUUCUCACCAUCGCUAAGUACAAAGCUGGAAUCGUCCCCAUCCUCUACAAAAGGGUCGGAUGCAGAAGAAGCGGAGGAAUGAGAUUCACGAUGAAUGGUAGGAACUAUUUCGAGCUGGUUCUCAUCUCAAAUGUAGGAGGAGCUGGUGAGAUCUCUAAAGUUUGGAUUAAAGGCUCUAGAAGCAAGAAAUGGGAGACUAUGUCAAGAAACUGGGGAGCUAACUGGCAAAGCAACACCUACCUUAAUGGCCAAUCUCUCUCUUUCAAAAUUCAACUCAGCAAUGGAAGAAUCAAAGCAGCUCUCAACGUCGUUCCUUCCAAUUGGCGGUUUGGUCAGAGCUUCAAGAGCAACAUCCAGUUCUAAUCAUAUAAGCAAAAACAAUGUUAUAACCGGGUUAAUGGUUUUUUUUUCCUCUCUAUCUUACACUUUUUUAUCGUUUGUAUUUACUUUCUUUGUUUUCUCUAUUGCAUCAUCAUCUUCUGCGAUAAGCUUCUUGUUUCUAGCUUUAUCAUAGUCUUGCUUCCAGAGAGUUUAUAAUCUGGGGAAGACUCAAGCAGUGAUGAUUGUAUUUGUACAUUUUGGGAACGCAAUAUGUAUUACUAUAUAAUUUAUAUUAAUGAAGAAUAUAUCAAGCAAUUUACUUUGAAGGUCCUCUGAUAUCUCUUUGUUCCCGCCUCAACAUUACCUCCUUAAGAAUAUAAAUUAAAUUUGAUUCAAAAUGUGGUUUAAACAUAGCUCUAUAGUCUCGACCAUAAAAACAGAGCACUCUGUUUCGGAAACAGAGCACCUUGUUUUUUUUUUCUGUAACAACUAACUUAUUUAU
Messenger RNA from Brassica rapa (field mustard), 6264 nucleotides. RefSeq names its product putative expansin-A17 (gene EXPA17). Gene Ontology annotation, biological process: plant-type cell wall organization. The record is from RefSeq and is a predicted model, not a curated record. Gene Ontology annotation, cellular component: extracellular region. Lineage: Eukaryota; Viridiplantae; Streptophyta; Magnoliopsida; Brassicales; Brassicaceae.